AUGGCUCAACCAGGUCAACCAGGCCAACCUAGCCCCCAGCAAAUGGCUGCUAUGCAACAACAGUUCGCCGCUGAAGCCGCCAAACGAGGACUGACCCCCGAACAAUUUGCCCAGAAGCAGCGCGAACAAUUGACCGCCGAUGCUGCUAAGCACGGAAUGACUCCUGAUCAAUACGUCGCGCAGUUGCGGAUGCGAGCGCUCCAGGCGCAUCAGAAGCAGAUGGAAGCUCAGCGACAGGCCCAAGGGUCACAACAGCCCGGAUCACCAGCACAGCCAGGGCAACCACAGCAGCAGCAGCAGCAACAACAGCAACAGGGUCAAGCACAGGCUCCAAAGCCAGGACAGCAAAUGCACCAGGUUCCUGUCAACGCGGGUCAACCGGCCGACCCUAAGGCCCUGGCCGUUGCCAAGUUCCUUCGUUCGCAGAACCUCAAGCCACGAACCUGUAUUAUGGAUGGACAGCGAAAGGAUAUGUUCAAGGUCAAGCGAGCCAUCCGCGCUAUUGAGUCCCCCGCCUACGCCAAAGCCGCCGCAAAGAAGAACUCUCUCCUCCCACCCGUUACCGAUCGCGCCUCUGCCGAGAAUGUCUUCAAGCUCCUCCCACUCUCUCUUCUCGCUCUGCGAGUUAGCAAGGUGGACCCCCACGCAGGCCACAACCACGGCAAGACUAAGAACCGUGUUAAGGGUCUGUGGACCGUUAAGAUCGAGCAGCACCAGGAGACAGACCCAAUGAUGCAUUAUGUCUGGUUGUGGGAGGGACCACAGUGGAAGCAGAAGGCCAUGGCCGCGGCUGUGGUGGCGGGUAUCUUUGCCGUUGUACUCUUCCCGCUGUGGCCCAUUAUGCUGCGUCAGGGAGUUUGGUAUCUGAGUGUGGGCAUGAUGGGACUGCUUGGUCUUUUCUUCGCCAUGUCUAUCUUCCGAUUGAUUCUAUUCUGCAUUACUGUGUUCGCUGUGCCGCCUGGUCUAUGGUUAUUCCCUAACCUAUUUGAGGAUGUUGGGUUCUUUGACAGUUUCAAGCCCUUGUGGGGUUGGCAAGAGAGCAAGAAGAAGAAGAGCAAGAAGGUCAAGUCCGGAUCUACUGAUACCCCCGCCAAAGAAAUCGCACCAUCAGCAACAACUACCUCUGCUGAAACAGCAUCUACUCCCAGCUCUGCACCUGUGAAGCGGGAUCUGACAGCACGAGUAGAGGAAGUGGAAGAGUAA
Molecule: messenger RNA, 1203 nt
Organism: Penicillium malachiteum
Lineage: Eukaryota; Fungi; Ascomycota; Eurotiomycetes; Eurotiales; Aspergillaceae
Product: Sec62 family protein translocation protein
Exons: 3
Coding region: 1-1203 (400 amino acids)
Biological process (GO): post-translational protein targeting to membrane, translocation
Cellular component (GO): endoplasmic reticulum membrane; endoplasmic reticulum
Source: RefSeq, a predicted model, not a curated record